Messenger RNA from Paecilomyces variotii, 481 nucleotides. RefSeq lists its product as hypothetical. The transcript has a single exon. The record is from RefSeq and is a predicted model, not a curated record. Lineage: Eukaryota; Fungi; Ascomycota; Eurotiomycetes; Eurotiales; Thermoascaceae. Bases 76 to 357 code for a protein of 93 amino acids.
AGUUAACUACUCCGUAGUCUCCGUAGUCAACUAAGUUACUCAACCUAUCCUUGGCCAAGAGCGUACGGAGUAAACAUGGAGAAGAAGGUCUUCGAAAAGUUCAAUGGCACCCAUGUCACGGAGGAUAUGCUCCAGCAAGCGUCCAAACUAUUCUCUGAAAAUUAUGGCGUUUGGAAUGAGCACGCUGAAAAGCUGAUGGGCAAGUUUGCGAAAGCCGGUACAGAAAAUCGAGAACAUAGAGCGAAAUAUGUUCUAUUAUGCUUCGCGAUGAAAUGCUACCAACGGCCAGUUCAGCGACGACGGGUUCAUGGGAGAAUACAAGGACAAGUGCAAGAUCGUAUAGACACUGUGUCUUAAUUAAGUGUAUUGGAAACUGGAGCUACGAAACAAUGUAUUGUAUCUCCAUACUUUCAAGAAACAAUCCUAGGUUCCAAUGCUCGGGGCUAUAUAUACGUAUACGCAGUCAUAAUAAACCGUCAAG